CGACGACAACGCCUUCGCUUGACGUUGACGGAGCAGUCGCCGCCAACGACAAAACGGGAAUGGGCCCAAGCUUUUUGUUUGCGCUGGCAUCGCGUGAAACAGUUGCAAGCCUUUGAACGAUCAGCGACGACGCUAAAAACUUUUGCGCGGAUAUAUUUUGUUUCUCAGUGCAGACGCCUCCUUCUCGCCAACGUCGCCGCCGACGCCUGUGCAAACAUCAACAACAAUAACAACAACAACAAUAACAACAACAAUAACAACAACAAAAACAACAACAACAACAACAACAACAGCAAAUAACAACUACAAACACAUACAGUUUUACAGUGCGUCAUAGUAAAUGUGAAUAACACUUCUGUUUUUUCUGUUGUAAGUUGGCCCACGCGGUUUAUUGUUUUAAUUCAGUUGAAACUAUAUUCUAAUCGCUUCCAUUUUCUUUGAUCCGAAAGCUGUGAAUCGACAAACAAAAGAAGUUGGCGCUUGCGCCUUAAUCAAUUUGGCAAAUCGAAUAGCGAGUUGAAGUUACAGAGCCCGUGACAGUGAAAGUAGCAGCAGUAUUUUCAGCAUAAAAAUCAUCAAAAUUCAUUUAUCAGUAAUAUCCGCAUCAGUUGCAACAAUAGUAAAAUCUGCUUCUCAAGUAACAGUGAAAAGUGCAUUUUUAAGCAGUUUGAAUCCUUAUACAAGAUCUUUUUUGUUGCAUAUUUUUUAUUGUUUGCGACUAGCAAGCGUGUUUCUGUGUUUUUAAUAAAAGUGUCUUUAGACAGCAGCUACAGCUACAGCUACAGCAACAGCAACAGCAACAGCUACAGCAACAGCCACAGCCUUAACGACACUUUUAACAGGAAGGCUUAGUAGCUACUAAGAAGCAACUUUGUUUAUGUGCUUUGUUUGGAAUAAUCUAGUUUCCAGCCUUCAAAAACAAAAAGAGCAAACACAAUUGCUGUACGCCUCAAAAUUACAACGCCAACAAAAAUAACGGAAGCAACUGCAGCAGCAGAAGCUAAAAUGCUAACGGACAUGACACCGACCGCCGGUCAAUUGUAUGGCUCGCAGAUUCCAGCUAUGGCAGGCAUGAAUAUUACUAACAUAGCGACACAUUUGCAGAAGCCGCAAGUAAAUCCGGAUCAUCCCAGCUUAAGAGGUACUCCGCUAGCCAUGCUGGCCGCCCAGUGCAAUAAGCUGUCGAACAAAUCACCACCGCCGCUAGCUGAUGCCGCCGUUGGUAAGGGGUUCCAUCCCUGGAAGAAGAGCCCACAUUCCCCUGCAGCAGGCAGCACUGGCGCACCCGGUGGCGGCGCAUCAAGCCUUAGCGGCAGCAGCAGUGUCGGACAGCACUCCCCAUGCGCAAUCUCAGCAGCAAGCUCGUCUAGCUCCACUGGCAGUGGAAGUGGAGGCGGAGGUGGCGGAGGCCAAACAUCACGCAGCCUCUCGUCCAGUGCUAACAGCAGCACCAUGGUGAACAUUACUGCUAGCAUAUAUCCUUACAGUCGUCCGCUCGCCUCGUCUUGCGCGGCCGUGGGCACCUCGGCCUCCGCAUACGGCAGUGAUUUGUACUUUCCGAACACAUCCACAUCGUCAGGCAGCAUGGUGGCGGACAAUCAUCACAUGCAUCAGGGGCUUUUGGGCAAAGUUGAGGGAGCCGCCUUCGGUUCAGUCUACUCGCGCCACCCGUAUGAUUGGCCGUUCAAUGCAGUGACCGCAUCCGCGCACAAGGCCGCUGAGGCAGCUAGUGUCAACUCGGGUUGGUGGGAUAUGCACAGCGCUGCCGCCGCCGGUAGCUGGCUGGAUAUGGGAAGCGCUGCGGCCGCUGGCAUGCACUCGACAAUGGCAAACUAUGCAAGCGCUGCGGCUGCGGGUACAGAUUACAGUUCUGCAUUGUCGCAUUCACUUUCGAAUACGGCACAUUUAUUGGGAUCCGGACAGCACUUACUGCAGGAUACAUAUAAAAGUAUGCUGCCAGGCCAGGGCGUAGGUGGCUUUUCGCUACCACACAGCUCACCUUCAGCGGCAGCCACUGCGGCUUCGCCACAAGCUUCAACCCCAUCAACACCUUCGCCGCGUUCACAGCGCCGAUAUGCGGGACGUGCAACUUGCGAUUGCCCAAACUGUCAAGAGGCGGAGCGCCUAGGACCAGCUGGCGUGCAUCUACGUAAGAAGAACAUCCACUCCUGCCAUAUACCUGGUUGCGGCAAAGUUUACGGCAAAACGUCUCAUCUGAAGGCACAUUUGCGAUGGCACACCGGCGAGCGUCCCUUUGUGUGCAACUGGCUGUUCUGCGGCAAGCGUUUCACACGCUCCGACGAGCUGCAGCGGCAUUUGAGGACGCAUACUGGCGAGAAGCGCUUUGCUUGCCCAGUGUGCAACAAGCGUUUUAUGCGCAGCGACCAUCUGGCAAAGCACGUAAAGACGCAUAACGGCACAGUCCCCAAUGGCAUUAAAAAGGGCUCCUCGGAGUCGUGCAGCGACUCUGAGGAGGCAGCCAAUCAGUCGGGUGAGUCGAACGGGUUGGGCGGCGCGUCCAGUGGCCAACAGACGGGCGCAGGUGGUGGCGGCGGGGGUGGCUCCGCCAGCUCCAGCUCCGGCACCGGCAGCGCUGGCUCCGGUGCAGGCAACAGAGCUGGUAGCCAUCCCGGCACCCCAACCUCGCUGCAUGCGCAUAGCGCCUCCAGCACGUCCAGCAGUCUGCUGGGCGGCGGUCUGCACCUGGCCACGCCGCACCAGAUGGUCGCCGCGGGCGGCUCGCCGGUGAUGCUGCAUCAACAUCAGCAGCAACAGCACCAGCAGCACUCGCAUCAGUCAGCGCAUCAGCAACAGCAGCAGCAACAACAGUUCUCGCAGCAGCAAUCGCAUCCACAUGCGCACCUACAUCAUCAUCAUCAUCUGGUAGGUGCAUCAGCACCUAGUCCUGGUCUGGAUCAUCGACUGGAUCAUAGCGCUUUAGUCGACAUUAAGCCACCGAUGGUUUGAGGGUCGCUGGGACCCUUUUUGUUUACCAAUUGAGCAGAAAUGGGUUCCUGGACGCAGUUUAAAAUGAAGCUGCCUUGCGGGCAGCAUUGGGCAGAAUCAUAGUUAGUAGGAGUGGCUGCACACAAACGAUACAUUAAUAACAUUUAACAAAGUAUUCCGUGAAAUUCGGAUUUUUUUUUUUUUUUUUUUUUUUUUGUAAUGCAUAACGUCGUAUGCGUUAUGUUUUUAGAAAUUCGAUUAUAGCUAAGCAAUUUUUUUUUACAUGUUUGAAGAAAUAUGUGUACAUAAAAGUACUAAGAAAUGCUAAAUACAAUUUUUCGCUUUCUUAAUAAACAACAAUUACUUAAUAGUAAUCAAUUGCAAGCUUAUUAAACUAUCAAAA
Molecule: messenger RNA, 3349 nt
Organism: Drosophila virilis
Lineage: Eukaryota; Metazoa; Arthropoda; Insecta; Diptera; Drosophilidae
Gene: Sp1
Product: transcription factor Sp8
Biological process (GO): regulation of transcription by RNA polymerase II
Molecular function (GO): RNA polymerase II cis-regulatory region sequence-specific DNA binding; DNA-binding transcription factor activity, RNA polymerase II-specific
Source: RefSeq, a predicted model, not a curated record